AAUAACCAGGUCACGUGCUUUUAUUUUGAAAGCACCUUCGAGUCAGCGAUCAGCUGAUCUCUCGCCGCUGAGCGUCGCCGUCCUGUCGUGGUCCGUCGUACCUGCGGACUUCAUCGGCCAACAGUAACGUCGCUGCUGCAGCACAGAAGGGAUGUCUCUGGCGCUGGAAGCAAAGAAGCCGCAGCCUGGUGACUUGAUCGAGAUCUUCCGUGGAUCCUAUCAACACUGGGCGGUGUAUGUCGGUGACGGCGCCAUUGUCCAUCUGGCUGCGCCCUCUGAAGUCGCUGACACAGGCGUGGACAGCAUGAUGUCGGUGUUCUCCGACAAAGCUCUGGUGAAGAAGGAGGAGCUGUGGCAGGUGGCGGGGAGCAGCAGGUGGAGGAUCAACAACAGCCUGGAUCACAAGUAUGUGCCUCGAGCGGCUGGCGCCAUUGUGCAGGAGGCCUGCGCUCUGGUGGGCCAGAGUCUGCCCUACUGCGUCCUGCGAGGCAACUGCGAGCACUUUGCGAACGAGCUGCGCUACGGGAAGGCGGAGUCCCGACAGGUGUGCAAGGCCGGAGAGCUGGCCAUGCUGACGGGGCUGGCGGCGGCGGUGGGUGUGGGCGUGGUGGCUCUGGCCGCCGCCUUUCUGGGGAGCGGCAAGAAGGAGGACAAGGCCAAGCAGUGACUGAUAGAAGGAAGUCAGGAGGCGCCCUGGAAUUUUCGUGACAGGGACCUUGUUACUGCUCUCACUCCUCCACUGUCACCUGUGCUGAGCACUCCCAUGUUUUCGCUCCGCGGCGGCCUCACAGGGAACAGACUCAAGCUAACUGUGCUCUUGUAACUUCCUCUGAACUUGACAAUAAUAAUCAGAAUGUGGUGGUGUCCUCUUCCAUGACCCUGAGACACGGUGUUGUCACGUAGACCAGAGAGUACUUUGGCACGCAUGACACGAGGGGUCAAAAGCCUGUGACCUUUUCACAGUCUGUGUUUUCACUGGACUUUGUUACUCAUCAUUUGAACUGUGUAAAUAAAGUGGAAGUCCUGAA
Molecule: messenger RNA, 1028 nt
Organism: Synchiropus splendidus (mandarinfish)
Lineage: Eukaryota; Metazoa; Chordata; Actinopteri; Syngnathiformes; Callionymidae
Product: phospholipase A and acyltransferase 3-like
Exons: 5
Coding region: 152-667 (171 amino acids)
Biological process (GO): N-acylphosphatidylethanolamine metabolic process
Cellular component (GO): cytoplasm
Molecular function (GO): A2-type glycerophospholipase activity; glycerophospholipid phospholipase A1 activity
Source: RefSeq, a predicted model, not a curated record